Dothidotthia symphoricarpi CBS 119687 is the source of this 2223-nucleotide messenger RNA. RefSeq lists its product as uncharacterized. Gene Ontology annotation, molecular function: cobalt ion transmembrane transporter activity; magnesium ion transmembrane transporter activity; cobalt ion binding. The record is from RefSeq and is a predicted model, not a curated record. Gene Ontology annotation, cellular component: membrane. NCBI's taxonomy places the organism in Eukaryota, Fungi, Ascomycota, Dothideomycetes, Pleosporales, Dothidotthiaceae. The transcript has 6 exons. The coding region runs from base 1 to 2223 and encodes 740 amino acids. Gene Ontology annotation, biological process: transmembrane transport; metal ion transport.
AUGGCGGAGAGCAAAAACAAACGCAGGAUCCGUACUACUGGUACACUCACCACCACACAGCAGGACCGAAUUACGCGCAACCUGGCCAAAAGAAACCUCGACUUCACAGACCGCACGCCUCGGGCUGUGCAGCGGGCCAACGUGCGAGCGCGAGGCCAGGAAGGAAAAAGCACGGUAGACACAGACAAUGCUGCAAAAGACGCGUACACCAAAUUUAUCAAGCAGCUGCCAAAGAUCAGCGAAGAUGUUGUCCAGGCCACAGCUGGCUUGUCCAAAUCUAAGAAGGCCAAGAGGAAGAACGUCACGCCUGGGCACGAACGCCUGCGGGCGAAGUGGCUCGCCAAGAGACGGCGGUACGGAUGGCUCACGGACGACAACGACGGCUACCUGGCUUUGCCGCUGGAUGCUGAUGAUGAUGAUGAUGAUGAGGAAGAGCAAGAGGACCUGCCGGAUGCCGACGACGAGGAAGAGCAAGAGGACUUGCCGGAUGCUGACGAAGACGAGGAAGAGCAAGACAACCUGCCAGAUGCCGAUGAAGAGGAAGAGGAAGAGCAAGACAACCUGCCAGAUGCCGAUGAAGAGGAAGAGGAAGAGGACUUGCCGGAUGCCGACGACGAGGAAGAGCAAGAGGACCUGCCGGAUGCCGAUGAAGAGGAAGAGCAAGAGGACCUGCCGGAUGCCGACGACGAGGAAGAACAAGAGAUCAUUAGGCGCUACCCCAGUGACGUCGAGCUGCCUGACUCGGACGAGGAGAUCCAAAACACAGGUGGUGAGGAGAGUGGUUUGGAGGACAGCGAUGCAGAUGUCGUCUCUCGCAGAAGCGCGCCGAUCCAACGUCCGGAGCACCCAGUAGUCCCGGAAGAGAGUUCUGUCACUGCUGACGUUCUUGUCGCCACUGACACCUCUCCUGCGGACAGGCGCGCCACUCAUUGGCAAAUGGCGAAAUCAUGCGCUGAACGAGAUGCUCUGGUAUCCGCGCUUAAAGAGCUGAUAACUCAGUUUGUACAAAAACACUUUGAUCAUACACUAGUUCAGCGAUGUUGGGGCUCUGUAGACGUGAUAAGCAAGCAACAUGAGUUAGACCGACGACAUACCCUCAUCUACACCAUAAAGAAUGUCCCGGAGACAAGUUACUUGCAAAUGCACCAAGUCAAAGGGUUAGAUGUCCCUAUGAACCAGUGCGCUCUUUGCCGCAAGUCGAUCCACUAUCCGGACAUUGAUGAUGCGCUCGAUCAUCUACAACAAGCCCAGAUUGCAAACGAUGCCGAUGUUCGAUUGGAAGCCCGAAAUGAUUUGGGUCAUUGGCUAGUGUCGAUCUCCACACACGAGUGGGAAACGAGUGUGCGAACACCACAGGACAUCGGUGUCGCCCCGGCUGCUCCUACAAAUGUACCAGCAUUGUUUGGGGAACGGAAAGACGUCACUGGGGUUGAAUACUUUGCGAAGGUUGCUGAAAACGCACUUUCUAGUGCUCGAGAUGAGUUGAUGCUUAUGGCACAUACUGGAGAAAGUUUGAAUCCAGUACUUCACAAGCGUACCACGCCAGCGAAUCCUGGAACUAUACCGAGAAUGACUGAUCCGCUUGCUAGUGCAAAACCAUCCAAGCGUGUCCUGAGAGAGCUCUACCUUCUAAAGGAGGAAAUCGAGGUGGUAACUUCCGUAUUUUCACAGCAGCGAGAUGCCUUGAGUGCCUUGAGAGAGGUUCUCGACAGUAGCAGCUUCCGUAUCACAAAUCAAGUUCGCAUUCAAGCAUAUGUUGGGUUGGAAAAGCCCACAAUCAAAGGACCUACAGCGCAAUAUUUCCCAAAGUUUGAGGAAGAUGUUCAAGACCUGUACAAAGAGGCUAAGAAACUGGCUGAAGCUCUUCGACACAUUAUCGACAUCGCAGAGGAAGGCAAUUUGAAGGCAAUCCUAAUCUUCACCCUUGUGACGAUCGUAUUCCUACCUCUGUCGUUCGUCUCAUCCGUCUUCGGGAUGAGCACUACAGAUGUAAGAGAUAUGGAUAGCACACAGACACUCUUCUGGGCAAUUGCACUACCAGUAACUGUAGCCGUCGGUGGGGUUUCAUUGCUAGCCACCUAUGGUGGGCCAUCUAUCCAGCACCAGUCACAUCAAUUUAUGGAGCUCAGAGAUAGGAUAAAGCUCAUCACUUCCAAGAGACAGCGCUCUGAAGAUGAAGAACAGAUACGUCCGGUUGAGGAUGGGAAAGUCUCCAAGCCGUGA